AUGUUUGCGGAACGAUAUAUACAGUUUUGUCGGCAAGGUUUCGCUAACCACUUCAUAUUUUGGUGGCGUUGGUUCGAUUGCGUGCUCAUCGGCAUCUUCUGUCUCGCGUUGCAUUUGUGGCUCACUGGCGUUCUUAUGCCUAUGGAAUCUGAUCUGCAAGAACUCAACAGAAUUCAUUGGCCGGCUUGGGACUAUUUUGUUAUUUACGAUAUCUACAUUUGCACUGGCUGCAUAUUGGGCAUUUGGAGAAUUUUCUACUUUUUUCAGUUGAUUAAAGGAAUCGGAGGGAGUGUGAUAUCAGUCGGCUGUUGCAUCGGUGCUAUUUAUAAUUACCUAGUUGUAAUGGGCGUUAUAGUAAUAUCUUUUGCUGUUGGGAUAAACAUGAUCGUACAACCUUAUUUGCACAGUGUCGUUUACAAACCAGAUAAUACCAAAAUGUCUAUGGGUGAUGAAUUUCGCAGUAUUUUCCAAACUACACGUAGACUAUACUGGGCCAUAUAUGGAUUCCUCGAUCCAUCCGCUUAUACGGUAAUUAAUGGAAAUGCUGGUCCUGAGCUCACACCUGUCGAACAUUAUGUAACAGCUUUUGCUACCGAGGUAAAUCAUCAUCUUGACGUAGUGGUAAAUCACUUUAACGCUCAAGAAUGA
Cylicostephanus goldi is the source of this 648-nucleotide messenger RNA. The record is from the annotation of a GenBank genome assembly. Lineage: Eukaryota; Metazoa; Nematoda; Chromadorea; Rhabditida; Strongylidae.